Cyprinus carpio (common carp) is the source of this 1739-nucleotide messenger RNA. Its product is annotated as sodium-dependent lysophosphatidylcholine symporter 1-like. Gene Ontology annotation, molecular function: symporter activity. Gene Ontology annotation, cellular component: membrane. NCBI's taxonomy places the organism in Eukaryota, Metazoa, Chordata, Actinopteri, Cypriniformes, Cyprinidae. The record is from RefSeq and is a predicted model, not a curated record. Gene Ontology annotation, biological process: carbohydrate transport.
GUACAUUGAGGGAACGAAUUAGUAAAUCGUGCGCACAAUUUAUUUAUUUUUUCUUGCAUGUCAUGUGGCUCCGUAUAUUUUUGUGAAAAAAAGUGAUAUAUUUUUUCAGGGUUCUUUAUAUGAAGUAGAAAAGGUGCAGCACUCACGCUUGAAAAAUCCAGCUUUAUUUGUUAAAAUACAUGUGACGCUUCAGCCAGUAUCCAGACCUGUCUGAUAAAAGCUGAAACGUCACAUUUAUUUUUGAUUUUUGGUUGCACCUCCUCUUUGGAUGGCAGAGCACCUCUUUUCAGUAAAAAUUAUUUAUUUGAAGUGCAAUAUUCUUGUAAUAAAGAUGUCUCUAUUUAAGAUGUCUCUAUUCUCACUUUUGAUCAGUUUAAUGCAUCCUUGCUAAAUAAAAGUAUUAAUUUAAAAAAAAUCUUUCUUAUCCCAAACACUUGAACAGUAAUGUCAUUUGUCUAUUAAUUUCUACAGAGAAGAGCCUAUUUGACUAGUGCACUAGUUUUAGGAAUGCUGUACUUCCUGUGCUGCCUCGUGCUUUUUCUUGGAGUGAAGGAGCAGUUGGCCCCUCUGAGUAAACUGGACCGCAUAAAUGUCCCCUAUCUAACUGCUAUAAAGAUGAUUGUGGGCCAUACUCCAUAUGUGCGGCUUGUAUUUGGCUUCCUAUUUGCUUCAUUAGCCUUCCAGGGAAAUUUUGCCCUCUUCUGCACUCACGCAACAAAAAUGGGAGCAUAUUUCCAGCAUCUUGUUCUCAUAUUAUUGACAGCAGCCACAAUAUCCAUCCCAGUGUGGCAAACAGUGUUAGUCACAAUAGGCAAGAAGAACACCAUAUUCAUCGGCCUAUCAUUUUAUAUCCCAGCCCUAAUUGUGAUAUCCCUAGUGAAAAGUAGCUUACCUGCCUUCAUUAUGAUGUCCAUGUUAGCUGGCACGAGUCUGGCAGCCUUCUUUCUACUCCCUUGGUCAAUGUUGCCAGAUGUAGUGGAUGACUUUAAAGUCAAGAACCCAUCAUGCCAGGAUCUAGAACCAUUGUUCUACUCCUGCUAUGGUUUCUUCAGCAAAUUCGGAGGAGGCAUGUCUGUUGGAGUCUCUACAUUAGUAUUAUAUUUUGUAGGAUACAAGCCUGGUGCUUGUAAACACAAUCCAGAGGUCAUAUACUCGCUGCGGGUGCUCUUUGCUCCUGUGCCAAUCUGCCUGCUGCUCAUCAGCUUGGUCAUUUUUUGCUUCUAUCCCAUCAAUGAAGAGCGGCGACAGAGUAUCCAAGAGGCAUUAAGGAAAGCAGGGACAGAGACCGGCUUGAAAAGAGAAGAAGAACUAAGCCUAUGAAGUAAUGAGUGGCUUUCACUACUUUUGUAACUGCUGAACUGUUGAUCAUGAACAUGCUCUGUUUUCACAUCAGAGUAAAUACUUUUUUAUCGUGCAUUGUGAAUAUUUUUUAAUCCUGCUCCAGGGGGCCCCAACCUUAUUUAGGAGUCUCACUAAUCAUACACACUUAUUUUAGGUCAGAGAGAUCUCUGCUAAUGAGCUGAAUCUCUACUUAAGAGAUGAAUAAAAGAGACAUCAAAAACAUGCAUUGCUGUGGGACCCUCAGGACUAGAAUUGAAAAAUAUAAGUGCACUUAAAGGUGCAGUGUGUAAUUUCUGCACCAUAUACAGACAGAUAAUUCUGCCUCAAACCCAUAUUAAGCUGAUGUUGCUGUGUCAAAAGUGUUUCUAUCAACCAAUGAAUAAAUGGCUUACUGAUAA